Oryzias latipes (Japanese medaka) is the source of this 3061-nucleotide messenger RNA. Its product is annotated as serine/threonine-protein kinase DCLK2-like. Gene Ontology annotation, molecular function: protein kinase activity; ATP binding. Gene Ontology annotation, biological process: protein phosphorylation; intracellular signal transduction. The record is from RefSeq and is a predicted model, not a curated record. NCBI's taxonomy places the organism in Eukaryota, Metazoa, Chordata, Actinopteri, Beloniformes, Adrianichthyidae.
AUAGAGAUCAGUUACUUGAAAGCUGCUGCAAGUGUUAGGAAGCUUCCUUUGCCCCUCCCUGCCUAUUGGAUUCUUACACUUCUACUAGGAUGUAUUUCAUACACGCGCGUUUCCGAAACGAAAUGGCUUCCAUUGGUGUUUUGUGUGUUCCUAUGAACACUAAUUAAUGUCAUUAUUUGCCGGUUCAGGACCCAGAAAACACCGGAUCUUUAGUUCUGCCGGGUUGAAGUUGCUUUUGUUGGGAUUUCGCACUAAACUUGGAAUGAUAAAAGAGGGGACGACAUGUCUCUCAGCAGAAAUAUCGAAUUCGAGCACUUUGAGGAGCGGGAGAAGCCGAGCCGGACACCGAAGACCAGCACCGGCUCCGGGUCUCAGUCUGCGUGCCGAGGCUCCGCUCUGGUCCCAAGCCCGGCACACAGCGCUCACUGCUGCUUCUACCGCACGCGCACGCUCCAGUCCUUAACGUCCGAGAAGAAGGCACGGAAAGUGCGCUUUUACCGCAACGGGGACAGAUACUUCAAAGGGUUAGUGUACGCCGUGUCGAGCGACCGGUUCCGGUCUCUGGAUGCGCUGCUCAUGGAGCUGACACGGUCCCUGUCGGACAACGUCAACCUGCCGCAGGGAGUCCGGACUUUGUACACGCUGGACGGGAGCAGGAAGGUGACCGGUCUGGACGAGUUAGUGGAGGGUGAGAGCUAUGUCUGCGCCUCCAACGAACCCUUUCGGCGUGUAGAUUACUCCAGGAAUGUAAACCCCAACUGGUCCUUGGGCAGCAAGUCCACCACAUCCCGUUCUCUGUCCUCACUCAUCCCGCUGAGGACUGAGCCAUUGCGGGAAUCAAAGGAUUUCAUCAAACCCAAGCUGGUCACAGUCAUCCGCAGUGGUGUGAAACCCCGCAAAGCAGUCCGGAUUCUGCUCAACAAGAAAACGGCUCACUCCCUCGAGCAGGUUCUCGCCGACAUCACCGAUGCCAUCAAGCUGGACUCUGGAGCUGUGAGAAGGCUGUACACGCUAGAAGGCAAGCAGAUUACCAGCUUGCAGGACUUCUUUGGUGAAGAUGAUGUGUUCAUAGCGUGUGGUCCAGAGAAGUAUCGCUAUGCACAGGACGACUUUGUGCUGGAUCACGGUGAAUGCAGGGUGCUAAAGUCAUCUUACAGCCGCUCUACUACGCCAAACCGAACUAAGAGUCCCAGACUCUCCCGACGCAGCAAAUCUCCAGCUUCUACAAGACAACCUCUCUACUCCUCAGCUAAUCGGUCUUCGUUAAAGUCUGUAAAUGGGAUCUCAGCUCCAAGAUCUACCAAAUCAUCCACUCCGUCUCCCACCAGCCCUCAAAGUAACCUGAGCCUAAAAAUUCCUCCGCUACAUCUUAUGUCCUUAACCAAUGAAAACGGCUCGCUCGGCAAUCACCAGGAGAAAACCAUUCAGCUCAGUCCAGAGGUCAAUGGAAACCAACAUGAGCUAUCCUCAGUUCUGUACCAAAAGUAUGAGGUUGGAAAAGUAAUUGGAGAUGGCAACUUUGCUGUGGUCAGAGAGUGUGUGGAGAGGUCCACAGGGAAAGAGUUUGCUCUGAAGAUCAUCGACAAAGCUCGAUGCAGGGGAAAGGAGCAUCUCAUAGAGAAUGAAGUUGCUGUUCUGAGGAAGGUGAAGCACCCCAACAUCGUCAUGCUGGUGGAGGAGAUGGUCACGCCCUCUGAGCUCUGCCUGGUUAUGGAGCUGGUAAAGGAUGGGGAUCUUUUUGAUGCCAUCACGUCUUCAGCCAAAUACACAGAGAGAGAUGCUAGCAUGAUGGUCUGCAAUCUGGCUGGAGCUCUGAAGUAUCUGCACAGUAUGAACAUCGUCCACAGAGACAUUAAACCAGAGAACCUGCUGGUGUAUGAGCAUCACGAUGGCACCAAGUCAUUGAAGCUGGGAGACUUUGGGCUGGCCACAGUGGUGGAGGGGCCGCUGUAUACUGUGUGUGGCACCCCCACGUAUGUGGCUCCAGAAAUCAUUGCUGAAACCGGGUACGGUCUGAAAGUAGAUAUCUGGGCAGCGGGGGUGAUCACUUACAUCCUUCUGUGUGGCUUCCCCCCGUUUAGGAGUGAGAACAACCAACAAGAGGAGCUGUUUGAUCAGAUCCUUCUCGGCCAACUUGAAUUUCCGAGUCCUUACUGGGACAACGUCUCCCACUCUGCAAAGAACCUGAUCGAGGGGAUGCUGCAGACCAACGUGGACGCCCGGCACACGGCUCAGAGCGUCCUUUCACACCCAUGGGUCACGGAGGACGCAGUCACAGAAAACAACAUGAAGAUGGAGGUGACGGGGAAACUGAAGACUCACUUUAACAGCGCACCAAAGCACAGCUGUGCCCCGGCUGGAGUGUCUGUCAUCAUGAACACCGCUCUAGAUAAGGAGACUCUUCAGGUCAGCGCCCGCGGUUCCGAAGCUCCAAGUUCUCCUGAAGGAAAUCCGCUUGAUGCUCCUGUGUUGGUUCCGCCGGUGUUGUGCGCUGAAGUUUUAAAAUCUCCAACCGAGACGGCUUCUCCUGACGACCCCACCUCCUUCACCUGCAACCCUCCCCCUGACAUCCAUCCCAAUCAGCCUAUCCCGUUUCCCGUUUCGUCUCUGCCUGAAGAGGAGUGGCACUCGUCUGUCCCAGCAGCUUCUGCUUCACCUUCAGAGGCCACGCCCUCCUCUCCAGUUAAGCCUCUUUGUGUCACAUCCCCUUCCCCCGUCUCACCCCUCCAACCGGCACUUUUCUUCCCACUCUCAUCCCCCACCACUGAGGAGCCCCCCUCCAUCCACCCGGCUCUAUUCCCCUCUCCUCCUUCAACUCCACCCGCUGACCCUCCCUCCCCUGAUCCCCUGCUGGACGACAAAUAUCUGGAAAGACUCUGACGAUUUAUCCAGAAGUCCCCGUCAGACUGGAAAACUACCACCGAGGGUAAACUGAGCCAGUGUGUCCACAGAGAAGAGGGGGCUGCUUUUAUUUAUUCCGAGUGAACAAAGGACGACAAAUGAGCUUUUUCUGAGUGAUUUGUCUUUUGAAGUGAUAAGUUAAAGUUACACUGAUGUGCUU